AUGUGGUUGGUUACAGAUUCGACUUUCCAAAUCGUGAUCAGGAACAACCCUCCCAAUCCGCUCGGAGGAUUCUAUGCCGUAAUCCUCACAGGUGCCACAGUUGCCUGCGUGGCUCAAGCGCUGUCUUGUCACAUGGCACAGGAGGAACACAUCGUGUCUCUCACCCGCUUGAAGGAGUCCAUGAUGCUCCGGCUCGGGCACCAUGUCGAGCACCAACGAGAUCUACUGGACAUGAUCAUUGCGCGCUUGAAGUCCGGUGGCGACUACCAGACGAAGCUCUUGUAC
Molecule: messenger RNA, 285 nt
Organism: Symbiodinium necroappetens
Lineage: Eukaryota; Dinophyceae; Suessiales; Symbiodiniaceae
Source: the annotation of a GenBank genome assembly